AUGUUCGACCUUUACAAUGCUUUGCAUACAAUGCCAUCAGGCGAGCACCUUACAGCGCGUAAAGCUACGAAAAUGAGAUUUAUUCAAUUGGAAUCAGAACAGUUGAGAUCGUAUGUUGAAGAUCUAGAAUCUUCUCUAGCAAUCUAUAAACAAGUGCUGAAGGAAUUGUUAUUCUCAAAACCAGGGACUGAAAAAAGUGUCUGUGAUGAAGCUGAAACUCAAUCGGUAAUUUCUCCAAGGAUUAUUGAAACGCUAAUAGCUGAAAAAAGAGCUUUAGAGGAAAGGGUAAGGAGAAUUACCAUUGAAAGAAAUGAUGCCAUGCAUAAAGCAAGAACGAGUGAACAGACUGCAAAUUGUGCCCAGGCCAGAGAGGAAAAAAUUAUUGGAGACUAUGAAGCUCAAUAUGCAGAGUGUCUAGCAGAGUCAGAGACAAAAGAGUUACAAAUUGCGGAUUUGGAAAAAAAGAAUAAUGUAUUGGAAAAGGAUGUUGAGCAAUUUAAUAUUAAUAAAGAAAACCAGCUUACUAUUCAAGAUCAAAAAGGAUUGCUCUACAAAAAAAUAGAAAUUAUGGUAGGUAUAGUGAAAAAAAUGAAAGAAAAAUAUAUUAAAAUCAACAAAGAAAAUGAAGACUUAGCCAAUCAGUGUAAAUUAUUGCUGGCUGAUCAUACUAGAGGGAAUGAUCUUUUAAGAGAAAAGCAAAGGGAGUUUAGCUUAUCAGACAUCAUCGUCAGCCCAAAAAAAGAUAUCACUUUUAAUGAUUUUUUUUGCAAUCCUAACCAUCAAGAGCGCUCAAUUGAAAUUAACUAUGAAAACCUUGAAAAGCAAAAAAAAGCAUCAUGAAAGAAUAAUAAUUAUGAAUAUUCACCUUCACAGAAAAGAAUGGCAGAACUACAAAAUAAAAUUUCCAAACUUCAAGACCAAAGAGAUGAAUACACAUUAAAAAUCAACACAAUUUCUCAAGAGGUCCAAAAAGCUAACUUUCCCCUAAUUGAGCGAGCAACAAUCAAAAAAAUUACUAUAUUUUUUUGGAAAAGCCCUCAUACAUAGCGAGGAAAUUUUUGUAAAAGUAAUUUGAUAGAUAAUAAUUACUUAAAUGAUCUUUAAACAGCUUAUAUUACAUGAAUAUUAUAAAUUGAAUUGAAUAUAUAAAUAAGCUUAUAAAAUUUUUAAAAAAAUUAAUUCCCUGCAUUAAUGGUCACAUUUUUUUGAUUAUUCAUAGAGGUGGGGAGUAAGAGGCUGCAAUCUGUUCUUUUAUAUGAUCAAAAAAAUAUUCAGAAGUCUAUAGACAAGAAUAAAAUAAUAGAGCAGUCAUUGGAUAACCAAUUAAAACAGAUGACAAUACCUCGAACUUCUAUACAAUCUAAGUCUUCUAACGAGACUCCACUUAUAAGACAUUGUUACGCCACAUCAAAUCCUUUAGACUACGCCCAAAUCAGUGAAAUUCAAAAAGCCGCCAAUGCUUCUGAUUCUCCUGAACUUUUUUCCAAAGACUUCUACGAAACUAAUGCAAAUGAUGUUUCUAUUAUCCAAAACAAAUACGUCGAAGAUGAGAUGCUCGCAGACAGUGUUUUGCUUGACUGCCUCAAGUUCUAG
Molecule: messenger RNA, 1593 nt
Organism: Blepharisma stoltei
Lineage: Eukaryota; Ciliophora; Heterotrichea; Heterotrichida; Blepharismidae
Source: the annotation of a GenBank genome assembly